Oncorhynchus mykiss (rainbow trout) is the source of this 4633-nucleotide messenger RNA. It is a transcript of the gene gja5b, whose product is annotated as gap junction protein, alpha 5b. The record is from RefSeq and is a predicted model, not a curated record. NCBI's taxonomy places the organism in Eukaryota, Metazoa, Chordata, Actinopteri, Salmoniformes, Salmonidae. Gene Ontology annotation, molecular function: gap junction channel activity involved in atrial cardiac muscle cell-AV node cell electrical coupling. Gene Ontology annotation, cellular component: connexin complex. Gene Ontology annotation, biological process: heart development; atrial cardiac muscle cell to AV node cell communication by electrical coupling; cell-cell signaling.
GAGGGCUGCCGGGUGCUGGGUAUGGUAGGAAGGACAGGCCACAAGUGAUGUCUGGUAUUUCUUCCACUGCCACCAUUCUUAAGGCUGCAUUUCUGCCCGUGGUCUGUCUAGUAGUCUCCUACAUUACAGACAGCUGCUCUAGCUCAUCAGCCUGAGGUCUGUGCCCUCAUCUACUCCGUCCGUCCUCGAAGUCUGCAUCACCAGUCCCUCUACCCUGAUCUCUGCCAAGGAUUGAAAAAAGGGAAAGAGAGGGAAAUAGUCAUUAUAGUUGAUGAAAACAUUUCAGUUUUCUUAAAGUUGAAAGAUUCUGUUUUCUUCCGCUGAUCAUUGACGAAUAGUGGAUUUGAUCCCUCAACACAUCAAGCCAACUGGUGAUAGACUCAAUUUUCUGCCUCAGGGGAGAGAGAUAAACAGUUUUCUGUUUGGACUCUAGAAGAGAGACUCGACAUUGGGGGACAAACCCAGUCAUCUUUAGCCAGGACACUGAAAGAGACUAAGUUUUCUGCUUUACCCUGACAGACACAACUUUCUGUGUCAAGACAAGACAUGACGAGGAGUCUUCUGUCUGAACAGAGACACACAGCCUAGAAAGAGAGACCAAGACUUGGAUUUCACCCUCUCAGGGACAGCUUUUUGCCUUAAUACUGAAACUGAGACUACGACUGCUCUACUACAAUAUUCCUUAGCCCUAAUAUUGAGAGUCCUUCACUUUUUCUUCCCUGUCACCUGAGCACUGAGAAAACCUUUCUGCAUUUUCAUUUUUAACAGAAAAGGAACCAGCCUGGUCUAAGCAGCUGCAUCUCAGGCCGUUCCAGAAGUGUGGUGUGUGACGGGUGAUGGCCGACUGGAGUCUCCUGGGCAACUUCUUGGAAGAGGUGCAGGAGCACUCCACGUCUGUGGGCAAGGUGUGGCUCACCAUCCUCUUCAUCUUCCGUAUUCUGGUCUUGGGCACGGCCGCCGAGUCGUCGUGGGGCGACGAGCAGGAGGACUUCACCUGCGACACGGAGCAGCCCGGCUGCGAGAACGUUUGUUACGACACGGCCUUCCCCAUCGCCCACAUCCGCUACUGGGUGCUGCAGAUUGUCUUCGUGUCCACGCCGUCGCUCAUCUACAUGGGCCACGCCAUGCACACGGUGCGCAUGGAGGAGAAACGCCGGCGCAAGGAGCAGGAGGACCAGGGGGGAGGUGACGGGGAGGAAGGUGGAGGGGAAGGCGGAGAGGAGAAGCAUUAUCUGGAGCACGGGGAAGAGAAGGGGGGAGAGUGCGGGAAGGAGGGCAGCGGCAUGGGCCGGGUGCGUCUGCGCGGGGCGCUGCUGCAGACUUACGUGUUGAGCAUCCUGAUCCGGACGCUAAUGGAGGUGGUCUUCAUCGUGGUGCAGUACAUCCUCUACGGGGUCUUCCUCAAUGCCCUGUACGUGUGCAACAGCCGGCCCUGUCCACACCCGGUUAACUGUUACGUCUCGCGGCCCACGGAGAAGAAUGUGUUCAUCGUGUUCAUGCUGGCCGUGUCGGGCGUGUCGUUGUUUCUCAGCGCCGUGGAGCUCUACCACCUGGCCUUUAAGCAGUGUCAGAGGUUUCUGAGGAGGAAACGACAACAGCAGCAACAGCAGCAGCAACAGCUGCUACAAGGACGCACGCCUUCAAGCGCUACGGUCAUCACCGCUGAACCUGACAGCCCACCCCGUCCAUCCAUGCCCUGCACCCCACCCCCAGACUUCAGCCAGUGUGUUAGCUCUUCCCCUCACACACACCCCAUGCAUUCCCAAUCCCACCCCCAUCCUAGCUGCCCCCCUUUCAACAACCGGCUGGCCCACCAGCAGAACUCAGUCAACAUGGCCACUGAGCGCCACCGUGUUGUCCACAAUGACCUUGAAACGGAAGACUUCCUGCACGUGACCUAUGAGGGGCACGCCGACACGCCCAAUGCCUGCACCCCGCCCUCUUCGCUGCUCCAAAAUGGCUUCCAAAAUGGUUUCCUGAAGGACAAGAGGCGUCUGAGCAAGACCAGCGGCUCCAGUAGCCGUGUGCGACCCGAUGACUUGGCUGUAUAGCUCCAAUUCCCAACACACACACUGUCCCUGGAUCGUUUCAAACACACACACACACACUCAAGACUGGGAUGACUAUUACUCAUCUGUUGUGGGGGACUAAUUGGAACACUGCAUGGCACAAGUCAACGAAGUCACAAAGUAUCACAAGUCAUGAAACGGAAUACUCGAACUAAUCAAACAGCUGUAGAGGGGUUAGUGCCUUCAUAUUUAGCCCUCAGGACUAAUCCACUAAUGUGACUGUCUGAGACCUCGGUCUGACUGCAUCCUAAAUGGCUCCCUAUUGCCUGUGUAGCGCACUACUUUAAACCAGGGUACAUAUAGCUUUGGUCAAAAGUAGUGCACUAUAUAGGGGAAUACGGUGCCAUUUGAGACAGAGACAUUGACUCUGACUGCGGUCGCGGAGUCUCUCCCUGAGAGACAGGGGGGCCUUGUGCCAGACCUGAGAAUGAGUGGGUCACUGCCACACUAUCAGCUUUGUGACACUGACUGGCUGCUGGGGACAGCUAAGUGGGACAGAUGACAGCCAGUCUGUCACUCAGAGAGAGAGAGAGAGAGAGAGAUAUGUGAAGGACGGCUGCCUGUCAAUGACCCACAAACUUACGCUUAGACGAACGCUCUGCGUGUGUAAGCUUGCUCUCUCUCAUGCAUGCACACAAACACAUACACACACACACACUUUAUAUUUACAGAGGCACGCAGACACUUUCGUUGGCAUACACAAACACAAACACACCAUGUGAAUCCUGAUGUUGUCAUCACUUCCCACCAGAGAUCCAAUAGGACCUACAGGAAUGACCCAUGGGAUUAAAAAAAAAAAAUGGUGUACUUUGUAUGGUUAAAGAGAGACAGACAAAACUACAACCUAUUCUGAUAAGGGCUUUAUUUAUGUGGAGCCAUCAUCGGUUAAAGCAGACGUCCCAAGCUUCCCAGGGUGUGGGGAGGACUUAGUUCAUAGUGCAUAGUUCAGAUACCCUGACUGACCUGGUGCCCCGUUUCCCAAAACCAUCUUAAGGCUAAAUUCAUUGUUAGAACAUUUGUUGGAGCAUCAUUAUAUCUCAGAGCUGUUUCCCGAAACCAUCGUUAUCUACUUUGCAAUUGAGAAACGCUCGUAACCUAACGACGGCCUCGGACAACUCCUAGAACAGCGAAGCGCGUCGGAUGCUUUUUCCGCCCUCCCUCGUCACUUUAUACACAUAAAUCUCUGCUAAACAUGGAAUCACAUGGUUUAUAUGUCUCUGUGACGCCGAUAACUUCAGAACAAAGUCGACUCGAAAUACAAAGGUGCCAAUGUGUUUGCAAUUGAUACAAACAAGCGACAAAUGCAAAUAUGCUUUAAAUGAAAACCCGACAUGACUGCAUUAAAAUAUAAACAGUAGUCUGUAGGCCUAUUUCAAUCAUAUUGAAAUACAUUUCAUGUUCAAUCAAUUGAGUUCUAUUUUGUUCAGGGGCACAAAUUUGGUUUUAGAAGUGGGGAGGACAUAAAUAUAUAUAUAUGUUUAUCCAGUCAGAUAAACACUCCAAAAAUGCAACUUCAGAAUGUGUGGGGGACAUGUCCCCCGUCCACAGUGAAAGUUGCACCCCUGAUUUUGCUACUGUCAGUAUUUGUCUCAACAUAUUCCCUGAUGUGUGCGCAAUGAUGUGCCAAAUCGGUGAUUUGGUGCAUUUUCAUUGGGUAAGCAUUAUUCAUAAAAACUGCCUCAAUGGGAGCUGAUCCGUUGUCAGUAUUGUGAAAUAAUUAUAAUGUUAAGGAAAUAUUUGAAUGGAGAAAGCUGAUCCGAGACCAGCGCUCUUUUUCUUUAGAGCCUAUCAGUAUCAAUGCUCCAACGACGCACUUUGCGACCGUUCUCUCUGUGUGGUGUUUUGGCAGACGCAUGUUACAUCUUCCUUCGGUCGUUGUAGGACAGAUGCAUCAUUAAAACACUCAUAAGCCUAAAUUCCAUUGCUAUCAGAAAACCGGGCAGAGACCUUGACCGCGAAUCUUGCCUAACGAGUGCCUGUCUAUUGUCAAGGAAUGACCGUUUUAGUAAGCCAGAAAGGAAUUCUCAUUUUUGGAAAGGCAUUCCCUUUCAGAAUUAGCAAACAGAAGAACUGAUUAUAUAUAUAUAUAUAUAUAUCUGUGUGUCUUUUUAAAAAAUCUCAGAUUUACGUUUUGAAAUGUUUAACUAAAUCUAAAUACGAAUUAACAAAAAAAUGUCUAGCUAAUUUAACACGUCUUCGUUUAAUGUGAAUUAUAUUGUAUUGGGGUGGUGUCAUUGCGAUCACAUUUUUGUCAACUUUGCACUUUAGCAAAAGGCAAUGUGAAAAUCUAUGUAUCUUUAGUUUUACAAAUGUUUUCAUGUUAAUUUUGUGUAUAAAAGUAUAUAUUGUCUGCCGUUAAAAACACAUUUACCCGUGACACAUGAUAGGAAUUUGCAAGCUGUUUUAUCUACUCAUGUUUCAAGUAGAGCGAUUCUAUUUUGCACACUGUUGACAACGUUCAUUGUACUGUAUAUUGACUGUGUACGGUAAAGACCACUGAUUCUCUUCGCAUUAAGACAAAAUGUCAAACGAGCACAAACUCAAUAUAUACAUCCCAUAUGUAC